Erigeron canadensis is the source of this 2320-nucleotide messenger RNA. RefSeq lists its product as uncharacterized. The transcript has a single exon. The record is from RefSeq and is a predicted model, not a curated record. Bases 68 to 1876 code for a protein of 602 amino acids. NCBI's taxonomy places the organism in Eukaryota, Viridiplantae, Streptophyta, Magnoliopsida, Asterales, Asteraceae.
GUUAUUCUACACCACCACAGACUUUAGGCCUGUGUUUGUAACUCCGGAGAAGAACAGGAAAAAGAAAAUGGCAAACGCCGCCGCAGAAGAAGAAGAAAACAUGAGCAUCAGCAAAUGCGAAUCCAUCCGUCUGAAAAGCCUUGCCGAGCAAUCUUACAUUUCCGCCGACCUCAAAUCAGCUCUCAAAUACACCAAACGCGCCCACCGCCUCUGCCCAACUCUCGACGGCCUUCCCGAUAUGCUAACCACCUUCAAAAUCCUCGACACCGCCGCUGACGGAACCACCCAAUGGUACAACAUUCUUGAACUUGAGCCUUUUUGUAAUAUUAAUUUGAUUAAGAAACAGUAUAAGAAACUAGCCCUAGUUUUACAUCCUGAUAAGAAUAAGUCGGUUGGUUCGGAAGAGGCGUUUAAGUUAGUUAAUGAAGCGUUUAGGGUUUUGAGUGAUAAGGUAUUGAGAAAAGAAUAUGAUGUUAAACUUAGAGUUGAAAUGCAUGAUGAGGUAGAGGGGUCCAAAGAGGUAGUCGCGUUGGAGACGUUUUGGACCGCGUGUGAGGCAUGUAGGCUGUUGCAUCAGUUUGAGAGGAAGUAUUUGGGGCAUAAUUUGAGGUGUCCUAAUUGUAAGAAAAGUUUUAAGGCGGUGGAAGUUGGGGAGGAUGGGAAGGAAGUCGAGAGGAGUUCGGAGGAGGAGGAUUGGAAUCUUAGUCGGUGUAAUUCGAAGAGGAAAAUGAGUAGUGUUGGAGAUGUUAUGAAGAGGUCCGAGAAAGUGGAGGGGUCGGGAAAUGAAGUUUUGAGUAAACGUUUGAGAGUUGUGAAUAGUAGGGUUAGAAGUAGUGUGAGAGUGAAGGGUAAAAGGAAGGUAGUGGAUGAUGCUGAUGAUGAGGAGAUUACGUUAGCUGAAAUGAAAAAGUUUGGGAAGAAUGACGUUGAUAAUGAUGAUGAUGAAGAAGAAGGAGAUAUGAUGACGUUAGCUGAAAUGAAGAAAUUAAGUAAGACGAAUGUGAGCAAUGAUGAUGAAGAAGUUAUGACGUUGGCAGAAAUGCAGAAGGUAGUGAAAAAGAAUGUGAAUAAUGUUAACUUGAAAGUGAGGUUCAAAGUGAAAGAGAAAGAUACAGCACCAAAAAGUGGGUCAAGAAGUACGAGAUCAAAGAACAGGUCAAGUGAAGAAACAGAGAAUCGGGAUGUUGAUAUCAUGACGGUAGAGGAUUCAGAUUUUUAUGAUUUUGAUAAACUAAGAGUCGAACAGAGUUUCAAGAAAGGACAAAUAUGGGCAUUAUAUGAUGAUGAUGAUGGAAUGCCAAGGCAUUAUGGUUUGAUUAACGUAGUGGUGUCGAAAUCUCCAUUUGAGGUGGACAUGUCUUGGUUGGACCCCCAAACCAACACUGAGCAGGAGCUACUUAAUUUAGAAAGAACAGGAUUUCAUAUAUCGUGUGGGAGGUUUAAAGUUGCAAGUAAAACUUUAGUUGGAUCUCUUAAUGUGUUUUCACAUAAUGUUGAUUGUGAAAGAGCAGCCAGAGAGGUUUAUAGGAUUUAUCCCAAAAAGGGUUCCGUGUGGGCACUUUACAGUGAAAAUAGAGAAAGGGAAAAUGAAUUAGUAGGGGAUAGAAGACAAUAUGAUAUUGUUGUGUUUUUAACAACUUAUAGUGAAGUACAUGGAUUGAGCAUGGGGUACCUUGAAAAGGUCAACGGGUUUAAGACACUUUUCAGGAGACGAGAGAUUGGCUGUCAUGCUAUUAAAUGGCUUGAAAAACAUGAAGUUCGGUUGUUUUCACAUCAGAUUCCUGCAAGGAAGCUAAGUAGGGAAGAGGUUCCGGAUAUUUCAGGAGACUGUUGGGAACUAGAUCCUGCCUCACUUCCUUCCCAGGUAACCCGGUGAAGUUUGACAGCAGGUAGUUAAAGCCUUAUUAGCUUCUUAUGAAUGGAUACGGCUCAUGCUUUAGUUAAAAUGGUUGUGCAGACUGAUGUGUUCUUAUUUUUAAUGCGGUCGUUACACUUGCUUACAAAAAAACAAUUUACGAGAAGCUUGAUAUGAUUCAUGUGAUAUACAUAUAGUUGAUUUAAGGUUUAGUUGGAUGCAAUAAUUACAUAGCACCAUAUCAGUUAGCUAUGGGUUAAAACUUUGUUCACAAUCACUAUUGAAAUAAAAUUUGUAUAUAUGUUAGGAGGAUAGUUUUUUGAAAGUUAGUUGUUUUUUGGGAAGAUAGGGUAUAUCUUUGUCUAGCAAAAAAUGCAACGCGGCAAUCGGAAAUUGCCUUAUAUCUGAAACAAUCGUUUCUGCUUACAAACAUUUUGGCGUAUAAUUAUUAUUAUUGUUAUGCAA